Molecule: messenger RNA, 2604 nt
Organism: Penicillium argentinense
Lineage: Eukaryota; Fungi; Ascomycota; Eurotiomycetes; Eurotiales; Aspergillaceae
Exons: 11
Coding region: 1-2604 (867 amino acids)
Molecular function (GO): FAD binding; oxidoreductase activity
Source: RefSeq, a predicted model, not a curated record
AUGCCGAAUUCCGAUAUCUUCAAAAGUACGGACGUCUCCUCCCCCCAUCUUCUGACUUGGCUGACUUCACAGUUCUCUCUCCAAGGCCGAACUGCCCUGCCUUUUGCUCGCGGCCUUGCAGAGGCCGGAGCGAAUGUAGCAGUUUUUGAUGUGAUACCUCCCGGAGAAGAGUUUCACGCGAUCGCGAAUGAAUUAGGUGCUCGGACAGCUUAUUACAAAGUGGAUGUCUCAUCAGUGGAAUCUCUUCAAAAUGGCUUCGAACAGUUCCAGAAUGAUUUCGACAAUGCUCUCGAUAUCUGCGUUCCUUGCGCCGGUAUUAAUCGCCACCUCCCCUUUCUCGAAUUCACGUACAAAGAUCACCACGACCUCCUCGCAAUCAAUGUACUCGGACUAUACUUCACAGCGCAACUCGCCGCGAAGCAAAUGAUUAAGAAUGGUACAAAACACGGAAGCAUUGUUCUGGUAGCAAGCAUGGCGAGCCAUGUUGCAGUGCGCAGCCAACUCUGCAGCGCAUACUGCGGCUCCAAAGGCGCCGUCAGGUCAAUGUGUCCUGCGAUAGCCAAGGAGUUGGCAGAAUACGGAAUCCGUGUCAAUUCAAUUUCACCCGGCUAUGUUCAAACAGAAAUGACCGCAGCAUUCCCGCAUCUCCUCGAAAGCUGGAAAUUAGAAGCCAUGAACGGCCGCGUAGCCGAGCCCGAGGACAUAAUGGGGGCCUGCGUUUUUCUGGCUAGCGACGCGAGCGCAUACAUGACCGGACAAGAUGUGAUCGUGGAUGGGGGGUCACCCGCUGGAUACAUCGCCGUCCCCGUGGAUGCGUCUACUACCGUUGUUGUAGUCGGCGCAGGUCCUUCGGGGUUGAUGCUUGCAUGCAAUCUAGUUCGCUACGGAAUGGACGUUGUCAUUCUCGACGAUUGCCCUGAGAAGACUUCGACCGGAAAGGCAGAUGGCAUGCAACCAAAGACCAUCGAGACAUUCAAGCAGAUGAGGCUUGCAGAGCCUCUUCUCAAGAAUUCUGCGCGUGUAUACGACAUCUCAUUCUGGCAAUCAACCGCAGACAAGGAACUCCACCGAACCGGUCGACUAACCCACUACCCGGACCGCCUCGUCGGCGCAUCAGACCCAUUUAUACUGCUGGCACAUCAAGGAAUGGUGGAAGAAGUCUUGAUCGACGACAUGGAGUCUCGAGGCGUCUUUGUGGCCCGGAACAGUCGCUUCGCAUCUUGCUCGCGGGUUGCGGGGACGGCGCAAUUGGACGUGACGUAUGAAGAUGUGUUAACCAACACAACCAAAACAAUUCGCACCAGCUUUCUGGUCGGAUGUGAUGGCGCAAGGUCCAAAGUGAGGAAUUUCAUUCCCGAUGCCGAGCUUGAGGGCGAUAUCACCAACGCAUCGUGGGGAGUUCUAGACGGCGUUAUCGACACAGACUUCCCAGACCUCUGGAGCAAAGCCGCAGUUCGCUCCCACGCAGCCGGAUCGAUCCUCUGGAUUCCCCGCGAGCGCAACAUGACCCGGCUAUAUGUCGAACUGAGCGCGACCGACGGCGAGCGCGUAGAUCGCGCAAAAGCUACACCCGAAUAUGUCAUUGACAGAGCAAGGAAAGCCAUGCAGCCGUUUCGACUCGAGUGGAAGAGCAGGGAGUGGUUUGGCAACUACGUUGUCGGACAACGUGUCGCGAGACACUUCAUGGAUGCAGAUGCGAGGAUUUUCAUUGCUGGUGAUGCUGGCCAUUGUCACUCAGCCCUUGCAGCACAGGGAGCGAAUACAAGUAUGCACGACAGCUUCAACCUCGCAUGGAAACUCAACCUCGUCGCCCGGGGGCUGGCGAAGCAAUCCCUACUCUCAACCUACGAGGAAGAGCGUCGGAAGAUCGCCAAUGACCUCAUCAGUUUUGACACGGAGCAUUGCAAGGCCUUUGCGCAGGGUGAGGCUGCUCUUUCUAAGAACUUCGAUGAUAAUAUUCGCUUCAUCUCUGGCGUUGGGGCGGAGUAUGCCCCCGGCAUGUUGAGCCGGAACAAGGGGGCUUCAGCAUCGUCAAGUCUAUGUCCCGGGUCACUGCAGUUGCCCGCUAAGGUGACUCGGUAUAUUGACGCGAACCCGGUCGAUAUCCAACUCGAUAUCCCACUACUAAGCCAAUUUCGCAUAUACCUCUUCGUACCGGAUGUUCCUGCCUCACUGUCUUUCCUGAAUACGUUCAAUGAUAGAAUAGCCAGCUCUGUUUUCUUGUCCAAGGCUGUCGGUCUAGCAGAGCAGUCCUAUGCCAAGCGGCCGCGGGGAUACGCCCCUUCAGACGAAUUCAUCCAGCCACAAAGAUACACGAAAGUAUCCAGUGCAUUUACUUUCGCAAUGGUCACGCAGUCUGCCAAAUCCAAGUUUGAAAUUACGGAUUUGCCGAAGAUUCUACAGGAUAGUCGGUGGACGCUUUAUCUAGACGAUGUGAAUACCCCGUCCUGCACGGAUGUGUGGUUUGGAAACCUGAAGCGGGAGCAGGUUGGGAUCGCUAUUGUUCGGCCGGAUGGGUAUGUUGGAGGGGUUGAAGCUUGGGAUUUGGGUGAAGGGGAGAAGUCUGUUGCUGGACUAGAAGAUUAUUUCUCGUUUAUGCUGUAA